AUGAUGAAAUCAGAAAAAAGCAGGAAGAAAAAGAUUCUAUACAAAUGCUCUCUUGGAAAUACAAUUAGUGAUGUACUAGCUGGACGUGAUGGAUGGACGGAAACGACAGCAGACGAUUGGAACUUCUUCUGGACAACACGUGAAUGGAUGAAUACCACAUUCGAUCGUUUCAAGUUUAAAGAUCGUCAGUUUGUGUGCCAUUUCAGAAACGACUUUGAACUGACAAGAAAGGAUUUUUUGAUCAAAAAUUAUAAAAAAGCCAAAAAGUCUUUGGGAAAGCUGGAGUUGAAACAGGAUUACUCCUAUAUCCCAUCCAGCUAUUUGUUACCUUCUGAGUAUCAUCUAUUUGUGGAAGAAUUUCGAAAAUAUCCUCCUGACACAAUAUGGAUUAUGAAGCCCGUAGCCGGAUCACAGGGGAGAGGAAUCUUCUUAUUUAGAAAGCUAAAGGACAUUCAAGAAUGGAAAAAGAAAGACACUCAUGACAAUGAUAUUGUUCCCUAUGUUGUGCAAUGCUACAUUCAUAAUCCUUACUUAAUUGGAGGCAAGAAGUUCGAUUUACGCAUCUAUGUUCUUGUAACAACUUUUCGACCUCUGACUGUGUGGGUUCAUCGUGAAGGAUUUGCACGUUUCUCUCAUUCGCCAUACUCAACUGAGGCUGUGGAUAAUGCUCUUGUGCAUCUAACGAAUGUGGCGAUAGCAAAAACGGCUGUAGACUAUGACCCAGAGAGAGGAUUGAAAUGGAGUUUGGAUAAGCUAUUUCGUUUCUUAAGAGCACGUCAUGGUCAAAGCCAGAUUUUGCAAGUUAUGGACGACAUUGCAAAUAUAAUUCUGGAGAGUCUACGUUGUGUACAAGGAUUGAUAAUACAGGACUCACAUUGCUUCGAAAUGUAUGGUUACGAUGUUCUUUUGGACGCAAAUCUUAAGCCUUGGCUUCUUGAAGUUAAUGCCAGUCCAUCUUUGACUGCUUCAAGUACAGAAGAUUUCCAAAUGAAAUCGCGCGUAUUAAACAACAUGCUGGAUAUAAUUGAUUUGGAACAACGAUUAAAUGGGCAUGAGAUUCAAGUUGGUGGAUUCGAUUUACUUGUUCAUGAAGGAGACGUUAUCAAUAUACCACGUUCGGGAAUACUGAACCGACCAUCAACCAUGUUUUCAUCUCGAUCUAAUCUGCGCCUCGGAGAUUACUUGGAGUCUAAGAAAGCCUGCCCUAACACGUGA
Molecule: messenger RNA, 1215 nt
Organism: Auanema sp. JU1783
Lineage: Eukaryota; Metazoa; Nematoda; Chromadorea; Rhabditida; Rhabditidae
Source: the annotation of a GenBank genome assembly